Molecule: messenger RNA, 2871 nt
Organism: Cuscuta europaea
Lineage: Eukaryota; Viridiplantae; Streptophyta; Magnoliopsida; Solanales; Convolvulaceae
Source: the annotation of a GenBank genome assembly
GAAUAAAGUAAAAAAAAAAGACUCAAAAAACAGUAAGGAAGAAGCAAGUGAUUCAGCCGCCGAAAGAGGACUUGAGCAGCCAAUAGGAUCGACAUCGACGAACGUCAAGGCCAAGUCGUCGAGGCCAUUGGCGCGGUUAUAGUCUUCGAAUCUUCCGUACUUCAGGCUUCACGCCUCCACGCUUCUGAAUUUCAAUCGUUGCUUAUAGUCUUGCCGAGUUGGGACUCGGGAAAAGAGGAGAUAGGUAUCUGAGGAUCGACUCAUCGACCAACUGCUUCUGGUACGCUGCAGUGAGGCUUAGCUUCAUUGGUGACUUAGACCAAAAGGUCAGACCUUGACGACUCCGGGAAUCGCAGUUUUUCACUGCAGCAUCUCUGUCUUCGUCGUGCAGAGGUGACAGAUACGGGAGAUGAUUCGUUUUGGUAGAUCCGAUUGCGUGGGGGUUUGCCUUGGUCGAUAGGUGGACAACCAAGGAUGGCUGAUAACUGAUUCAUUGAAGCUAAUUGUCAACAAAUUUGAGACCUUGGCCACACCCCAUGUUGAUUCUCUUAUUUUGGUGGAAAGGCAUGUCAGAGGUGGUUUGGUUAAAGUCAAUGUUGAUAUUGCUUACGUUCUUUUUGAGCUACGGAUCAAUAAUAGCUGGGGAAGAGGAGUUCUCAGAAGCGCUUCUUUUGAGGCCUCUCCCUGACCGCAAAGUGCUUUCCCAUUUCCACUUCGAAAGCAAAGCUCCACCAACUGGCACUAAUGGCCGGCAUCAUCAUCUCUUCCCCAAAUCAAUUUAUCAACUCGUACAUAAAUAUCACAUACGAGAAAUGGAGCUGUCUUUCACACAAGGUCGGUGGAAUUAUGAACAGUGGGGUGGAUAUGAUCCAAUUGUGAGCAGCAAUGCAAAGCCCCCUGGUGUUGAACUCUGGGCUGUUUUUGAUGUCCCUGAAGAUCAAGUUGAAUCCUUCUGGAAGAAUCUAACACAUGCUCUUUCAGGCCUCUUUUGUGCUUCCAUUAACUUCUUGGAGUCAUCAACUGCUUAUACUUCUCCGAGGUGGAGUUUCCCGUUAGUUUCUGGAAACUUCAGAUAUGGAUCACUACCCCGCGAGUCUGUUUGUACUGAGAACCUUACUCCCUGGUUAAAAUUGCUUCCUUGUCGAGAUAAAUCUGGAAUUGCCGCAUUAAUGGACAGACCAUCUCUAUAUAGAGGAUUUUAUCACUCUCAAAGAUUGCACUUAGUUUCAGAUGAGUUUGAUUUAGGCGAACGGUCCUUAGCAUCAAGUUCUGGAAUAGUACUUGAACAAACCCUUACAACAGUCCUUCAACCAAACACUUUUGAAGCUGGAAUGAAUGCUCUUGAUGGCUUGGUAGUACAACCUAGCUGGUCUCUUAGCUCUUUGUUCGGAAGAAAAGUUUACGAAAAAUGCUCUCUUUCCCAGUCUAGCAGUGUGUAUGUCCAUCUUGAGCAGAAUUUAGUAUCUAAGUUGAAGAAAGGUGAUAUAUCAGAAGGUUCAUGGAAAAGCCCAACAUUUGAAAUGUCUUUGCCUCCUGUUAGGGUGAUAAAAGAAGAAUAUGGCUCAGUGGAAGAGGAUAAAUCCAUCCUCUUUGAAUUUUCGAUUGAAAAUUACACACAAUCCAAACCUUUUGAUUUGGGCUUCAGGUGGAAGCUACCAGUUAGGUGGUCAAGUAAGUUAGCACCCUUGCAUGCAAGUAGGUUCCUAAUGGGAAGCGGGAAUGUAGGGGGUGCAAUAGCUAUCUCUUUGACGACCACAAAAAUUAGUGACAAUAAACAGUGUGCUACUGCGGUAGAUGGAAAAGGCUUUUUGCGGGUCAGUAUUUUCCAUGUUGUGCCUUGGUAUGUGAAGGUCUAUUAUCAUACACUUAAGAUUUUUCUGGAUGGACAUGUGAAAUCUGUAGAAGAUAUCAUUGAGAAGGUGCGGGUAUCACCUUCUGAAGACAAGGUUUCACCCGGAAUAAUGGAGCUUACGGUGAGAUUAGCAUGUGAUGUGAAGUCAGCUGUAUUGACCCUGGAGUUUGACAAGGGGUUUCUACACAUCGAUGAAUAUCCACCUGAUGCUGAUCAGGGAUUUGACAUCCCAUCAGCUGUGGUUAGCUUCCCCGAGUUCACAACAAGCUUGCAUCUAGCUGAGGAUAACUCUACCAUCACAGUGCCUAUUUUAUCAAAACUACAGUACGAAAGGCCAGUUGUUUCCUACACAGAAGUCUUACUUGUUCCUUUGACGACACCUGAUUUUAGCAUGCCAUACAAUGUCAUCACCAUUACGUGCACCGUUUUGGCGCUAUACUUUGGGUCACUGCUUAAUGCACUACGAAGACGUCCUGACGAAGAAGAGCGUUUGUUGAAAAGUAAAGCCUCAAAAGGGACAGGUCAUUCAACCAUGUUAUUAUCCAAAUUGUAUUCUAAGUUGAGAGGACGACCAUGGGAACCUCACAAACCAUUGUCACCAUCCCUGCCAUCUUCAUCUUUUUUGAGUUCUAAGCUGAUCAUGAAGGUCAUAGUAGUAGCUUGCAUUGCUGCUGGCUGGCAGUACUUCUCCGAAUGACAUCCAUAUAACGCUAGAAAUCUGUAGAAUGACAUCAUCAUAUAUCUACAAUGAGAGUAGAAUAUGAUUCUUUUGAAUGUGACUUCAAAUUAAUAUCACUCAGUUAUAGAUAGACUUAUAACUUCUGUGUUGAGUUUUGAUAUAUUUCUGGUAACCCCAUUUUUCAUCUCUGUUUAACUGAUAAUCUAUAUAUGUUGUACUGUUAGUCACAAAAGUGCUUGCUACACUUGAUAGCCUUAGUUAAGGAACUGCUUUUCUGCUUGAUUGCCUCAGUUAAGGAACUGCAAAUCUUUCAUCUGUUAAACAUGCUGGUUGAGCUCCA